AUGUUGGAACCCACGAUUCGAGGUAACUUGGAUGCUGUGCUUGACCCAGACAACCCGCCUGUUAACAAACAGAUCAUGUUGGACUGGCUUCGUAUCAAUCACCCCAAGACUGUGGUAAGAUCCAAGGCUAACAAAGACAAGGUCGCCGACAUCGUUCGAAGCGUACAGCCUCACAUAUUCCACGAUUCAGCCUCAAAUGCUUUGGCCAACACCUCUGCAAGCCCUGACGCCUACCCAACACUUGAACAUCUUCAAGUUACGUCUCCGGUUGUCAUAAACUCUUUCAAAGCCAAAGCACAAUCAAAAAACAGUUCGGCCUCUCAACGUUUGGAGGUACCCGAUUUAUCCAAUGCCUCAACUAAAGUGGCUGAUCCUCUUCCAGCACUUGAAAAACUUCGAGUUUUGUCACCAGACGUUUCCAAGUCUUCCAAGGAACAACUGCCAAAGCGCUUGGCUUCUCAAGAUCUGGAAGUUCCUUAUCCAACAAAGCGCCUUGGUAUCAGUGAAACAGAUGCAAAAACUAUCAAGGUGAAGAUUGAAGCAAAGGCAACUAGUAAUGCAUCCAACUCCAAAACAAAAAAGUACGAUGACAAGUUGACUAAUUAUAAGCAAAACCAUCAAAGACCAAAGCGGCUCGACCAGCAAAGCGAGAAGUCUCUAAAUGGCCACAUGAGGCAUGAACUUGAAACCCUCAAACAAUCCAUCUAUGCACCUCCCCACGAUGCUUCAAAAGAGUUGACCACAGCCACUUCAGUCGUCCCAGAACUAAAUCCAGCCACACAUCAUAACGACAAUGUGGAUCUCAUCGAGUUCUCAGAUACCGAAAUCUUUGAAGUGGGGAAUCUUGUAUUUGGGCGUGAUAUCCCAAGCAUCAAUAUGCAUGCAGACCUUUCGAAACCAAAAACCGGUGUUGAUGUCAUUCAAGAGGAGCAAAGACGAGAAGAAAAAGUUCAAAGUUUGGAGGAACGCUUAGCGUCUUUGGAGAGCUCCCUCGUGAUUGCAGAACAAAAGGCCAGCAACCGUCUGUUUCAAGAUCUACAACAAGAACAAGUUAAUGCUGACCUAGUUGGUUGUUCAAGCUUCUGUGAUUGA
Molecule: messenger RNA, 1092 nt
Organism: Melampsora larici-populina 98AG31
Lineage: Eukaryota; Fungi; Basidiomycota; Pucciniomycetes; Pucciniales; Melampsoraceae
Exons: 8
Coding region: 1-1092 (363 amino acids)
Source: RefSeq, a predicted model, not a curated record